Molecule: messenger RNA, 1548 nt
Organism: Saccostrea echinata
Lineage: Eukaryota; Metazoa; Mollusca; Bivalvia; Ostreida; Ostreidae
Exons: 1
Coding region: 99-1364 (421 amino acids)
Source: RefSeq, a predicted model, not a curated record
UUUUAGGAAAAGAUGACUUUUGCAAAAAGCAUCAAGACCAUAAGUUGAAUCUCUACUGUUAUGGACAUGAACAGCCAUGUUGCAUUAUCUGUGUUGGAAUGGAGCAUAGACAAUGUGAUUCUGUUGAAGCGGUUGAAAAGGCUGUAGAAACGUAUAAAUCAAGUGGCAAAAUUGAUAGCAUGGUAGAAGAUAUAAGAAGUUUUAGAAAGAAAUUAAUAGACGCAAAAGACGGACAAGAGAGGAAUAUUACGGAACUAGAAGACACCUUAGACAAAAUCACAGAAGAAACUGAAAAAGAAAUAAACAAUGUUAUUCGUCUCAUUGAAAGAUUGAAAAGUGAAUAUUUGAAUGAGUUUUCUGCUGUUGUCAAGAAAGGCAAAGAAAUGCUAACCAGAAAUGUAGUCACUUUCAAUGAUGGGAUCCAGUUUGCUGACUUUUGUUCUGACAUGCUUGAAAAAGCUAAAGAAAAAGAUGAUUCUACCUUUAUGAAAAAAUGUUGUGCUGCAAAUAAGUCAUUUCAGCAAUUGAGAAGCACUAGAUUUAGAACGAGGGUAGUGCGAAUAAUGGUUAAAAAAGAACCUAUUUUGAAAGAAGUAGAAAAAAUUAAAACAUUGGCAACCAUUGAGGUCAGUGAGAUUUUUCACGACAUCAAAAGUGACAUCUUUGAUUUGGAGAAUGUGCAGUUACACUUAGUUACUAAAUUUAACAUCAAUGGAGGAUGUGUGCGCAAUGGAACUUUUCUUUUAAACAAAUCAUUUAUAUUUUCUGAUGGAAAAAAUGGGAAAUGUUGUUAUGGGGAACUCUCGAAGAAGGAAUGGAAAUUGAUUGGAGACAUAGGAUCUCUUUAUGAUCCUUUUGGCAUAUUGCAAAAAGGAAAUGAAUUGUUUGUGACAUGCAAAAUUACAAAAUCUAUUGAAGUGUUUUCUAUAUCUGAUUUCAAGAGAGUGAGAAGCAUCAACCUUGAUUUUGAAAGCUUUGGGAUAUCAGGUUGGAAGGAAGACUUAUACUUGGCAUGUGGCAGCAAGAUUGUUAAAAUAGAUAAGUUUGGUAACGAAAUAAAGAAAUUUGAUACAGCAGGCUCUUCUGCUUUUCAUAUUCUUGUUGCAAAAUCUGGAAUUAUUGUGUAUACUGACUGGAAGAUUAACAAAGUAAGAGCCAUAAGUGAACAAUGGGAUACUGCCUGGGAUUAUACUAGUCCCGAACUAAAAUGUCCUUAUGGAUUGGAGAGCGAUUCACUGGGAAAUAUAUAUGUUGCUGGUAUGCAUAGUAAUAAUAUCCAUGUGUUAUCAAAUUCUGGUAAACUCUUUGAUUUUCCAAAAUCUCAAAAGUCCAGUAUUUUUGAAAAUUGCCAAGGAAAGAAAUGAAUGUUGCAUAUGUAGCGAUUACAAAACCCUAACUUUUUACGAAAUAAAAUGAUAAGCUAUUUACUUGAGUUAUGCUUUUUAAGUCAUGUUGACAUGUAUUCAUCAGCCACUUACUUAAUGUUUUGAGUGUAAAGACUGAUAAAAAGGGGAAUCUUUUGUACCAUAUAAAUCGUUCUGUAUUGAU